AUGACGGCCUCGGUGCGAGUGCGUCGCCACCUACGCAGGCUCCUGCUUCUACUGGCCUCCUGCUGCCUGCUCUCUCUCCUCCUCUCUGCCUACUUCCUCUUCACCAACCCCUCCCCUUCCUUGCAGCUGGGCCAAUCCUCUGACCCCGCCUGCUCACAACCCUUCCCCAUGUCCCCUUACCGUACCCUUCCUAAGCCCUACCCCCCUAACCCCCCACACACGCACAUCCACACAGACCCCGUGGCACUGGUACUGGUAGAAUCCCAGUACUCCCAGUUGGGCCAGGACAUCGUUGCUAUCCUGGAGUCGGCCCGCUUCCACUUCCACAUGGAAAUUGUUCCGGCGAAGGGUGACCUGCCCCCCCUGACAGAAAAGGGCCGAGGACGCUACUCGCUCGUCGUCUAUGAAAAUCUGUUGAAGUAUGUCCACGCAGACACGUGGAACAAGCAGCUGUUACACCAGUACUGUACAGAGUACAGAGUUGGCAUCAUCGGGUUUUACCGCUCAAAUGAAAACUCCCCACAAGUCCUCAAACUCCGAGGCCUUCCACUGGUUCUUAGGACUAACCAGGCACUACGGGAUUGCUGCGUGACAUCCAGUUCACCCCUCCUUCAUCUAACCAAGCCUGGCAUGGACCGAGGAGCUUUGCCUGGGGAGGACUGGACGUCCUUCUCCUCUAACCACUCCUCCUACCAGGCGGUGCUGCAGGCACGGCCUAGGGAGGGAUCCCCUGGGGCAGGUAGCGGAGAUAAUCCAGGACCUGGCUUUAGUCUUGGCCUCCAGGCCACAGUGGUGCAGGAUAUGGGACUCUAUGAUGGGGUGAGGAGAGUGCUGUUCGGUCAGGGCUUGAGCUACUGGCUUCACAGGCUGAUAUUUGUGGACACCGUCUCUUACCUGACAGACAGAAAGUUGUCUCUGGGGCUGGACAGACACAUCUUGGUGGACAUAGAUGACAUCUUCGUCGGGAAGGAGGGCACACGGAUGAACACCAAGGAUGUCAAGGCUCUCCUUGACACCCAGAAUCAGCUGCGUUCUCAAAUCACCAACUUCACCUUCAACCUGGGCUUCUCUGGGAAGUUCUACCACACAGGCACAGUGGAGGAAGAUGAGGGAGAUGAUUUACUGUUGAAGUAUGUGGAUGAGUUCUGGUGGUUCCCCCACAUGUGGAGCCACAUGCAGCCCCACCUCUUCCACAAUGAGUCCUCACUGCUGGAGCAGAUGGUCCUUAACAAGGAGUUUGCUCUGGAGCAUGGCAUCCCGGUGAACAUGGGCUAUGCAGUUGCCCCUCACCACUCAGGGGUCUACCCGGUCCACAUGCAGCUGUAUGAAGCCUGGAGACGGGUCUGGACCAUUCGGGUCACCAGCACUGAGGAAUACCCACACCUCAAGCCCGCCCGCUACCGAAAGGGCUUCAUCCACAACAACAUCAUGGUGCUGCCUCGCCAGACAUGUGGCCUAUUCACUCACACCAUUUACUAUAAAGAAUACCCUGGAGGGCCCAGAGAGCUGGAUAAAAGCAUCCAAGGGGGAGAGCUGUUUCUCACUGUGCUGCUCAACCCGAUCAGUAUAUUUAUGACCCACCUGUCUAAUUAUGGCAAUGAUCGUCUGGGUCUCUACACAUUUGUCCAUCUGGCCUCCUUCCUGCGCACAUGGACCAACCUAAACCUCCACACGCUCCCGCCCAUCCAGCUCGCUCACAAGUAUUUCCAGCUAUUCCCUGAGCAGAGGCACCCACUUUGGCAGAACCCGUGUGAUGACAAGAGACACAAGGAUAUCUGGUCUAAAGAAAAAACCUGCGACAGACUGCCCAAAUUCAUGGUCAUUGGGCCGCAGAAAACAGGAACGACGGCACUUUAUCUAUUUCUGCUCAUGCAUCCCUCUAUCUUCAGCAACUUCCCCAGCCCCAAGACCUACGAGGAGGUCCAAUUCUUUAACACCAACAACUACCACAAAGGAAUCGACUGGUACAUGGAAUUUUUCCCAGUGCCGUCUAAUGUGACCACAGACUUCCUGUUUGAGAAGAGUGCUAACUAUUUCCCUUCAGAGGAAUCCCCUCGGCGUGCGGCUGCCCUGCUGCCUAAAGCCAAGAUCAUCACCCUGCUCAUCAACCCCUCUGACAGGGCCUACAGCUGGUACCAGCAUCAGAGGGCUCAUGAGGACCACACAGCCCUGCAGUUCACCUUCCAUAAUGUUAUCAGUGCGAAACGGGGCGCGCCGGCCGAACUGCGCUCGCUCCAGAACCGGUGUCUCAUUCCUGGUCUCUACUCCACACACAUAGAGCGCUGGCUCACCUACUAUCCUGCCAAUCAGCUGCUGAUAAUAGAUGGCCAGCAGCUGAGAAGUGACCCUGCUGCAGUGAUGGAUGAAGUCCAGAAGUUUUUAGGAGUUACUCCUCAUUUUAACUACUCCCAGGCCCUCACGUUUGACCCUCAGAAGGGCUUCUGGUGCCAGCUUCUUGAAGGGGGAAAGACAAAAUGUUUGGGGAAGAGCAAAGGGAGGAAGUAUCCCCCCAUGGAACCAGAGGCGCGGGCGUAUCUCUCCAGGUACUACAGGGAACACAACAUAGAGCUGUCCAAGUUGCUGCACCGCCUGGGCCAGCCCCUCCCCUCCUGGCUGCGAGAGGAGCUUCAGAAGGUUAGAUAACCUUUGAAUCCAGAAGCCAGGGUUAAAGGUCAAGGGUCAACGACCAGGAAGUGAGUGAAACGCUGACCUUUGGAUGCACUCUCGGCAGCCCUGGGAUGAACCCUGAGGUGAGGGCAAGGACGUUGGUUCACUGAGGAGCAAUGACCCUGCUGAGUGUGACCACAAGCGAAAGAGAUAAAAGCAGAGAUGCAACAAGACAGAACUGUUUUAGAAGAUGGACAGAUUGAAUAAAGAAAGGAAUGGAUUGAUGGAUGUAUGAUAAAUGAAUGGAUGGAUACAGGAAUUCAGCAGCUGGCUCAGAUCCCUUCCGUAAAAAUGGGAAGAAAUGGAAGGAGAGACACAGAGGAGACAAUGCUUUACUGGCCAAACCCUAAUCUGAACUGUUCUGAACUCCUGCAUGAACCCUGCAGUAACUCUGCGACCAUUACUAUCUUUUUACUUUUAAUUUAUGAUGCCAGGACAGCGCUGGUCAGCUGUACUUGGUUUCCAUACAUAGAUAACUUUGCACUAAAUUCAAUUCCACUGAUUCAUGUGUUUCAACCCCACCAAGUAGUUGUUUUUCCUUUUCUUUUCUUUUUUUUUCUUUUUGGUUCUUUUGGGUUGUUUGUUUGGUUCGCAUUCAGACUGUGAGCGAGCUGAGGACUCCGAGAACAACAGUCCAUCUGUCAUGAAGAAAGACCAUCGGUUACUCAGGUUUGGUGAAAAGCUGUUGCUUUCUUUUGUAGACUUUUCAGAAUUAUUUUUUUUUAGUUUUAAAGUAAAGCUAGACUCAUUUCAAUAUAUAAGGAUCUACUAGCCUUAUUCGUGCAUAGAGAGGCACUAAAAAGCUUUCAAUAGAAAGGGAUUGGAAAGGAGUUGACUUACUAGUGCAGAUAUCCUUUGCCUGUUCAAUGUUUUCCUGUAAACAAGCUAAGGAAAAAAAAAAGAUGUGUCCAUCUAACCCCGGGAUGAUGCUACUGACAUUUCAGCAACAGUGACCGAGAAGAUGUACAUCUAUGGAAAAGAAAGCUCAUGGAAAACAAACCAGAAUAAGCCCAACAGACAAGAUGCCCAAAUCCUAGACUCAGUGUUACCCCUUUAGCAGGACUGAGUGCUCAGUACCUAAAUAGUGGUUGCAAACACAGCCAGUUAGUUUCCAAGUUGUUUUGGUAAUGUCUCAUUCAAGUCUCAAUUUCCUUUGGUCUUUUAGAAACCAGUGGCCUAUCUUGAUUAGCUUAAAUUUGAUUGCAAAAAUGUAAAUGUAAAACCCAGAAACCAAAAUAAAAGAGAUGGAUGUGAU
Lampris incognitus (smalleye Pacific opah) is the source of this 3922-nucleotide messenger RNA. RefSeq names its product N-deacetylase/N-sulfotransferase (heparan glucosaminyl) 3 (gene ndst3). Lineage: Eukaryota; Metazoa; Chordata; Actinopteri; Lampriformes; Lampridae. Gene Ontology annotation, molecular function: heparan sulfate N-sulfotransferase activity; deacetylase activity. The transcript is spliced from 14 exons. Gene Ontology annotation, cellular component: Golgi apparatus. Bases 1 to 2643 code for a protein of 880 amino acids. The record is from RefSeq and is a predicted model, not a curated record.